UGGAGGGGGCCUGCUGUGCUCUGUCAGCCUCGGAGCUCCUCCACCCUGGCUGCCGAGAGCCCCUUCCCGCCAUCUAAUGAUACACUCUGCAUUCGCUUCUGUUGAGAAUUUGUGGCUAGACAUUCCUGUGGGACCGGGAAUCCAAAUUCUUGGGUACAAACAGAAACUUACUUUCCUUGGGGAUUUUUUUCUCUCUCACUCGCACACACUCUCGCGUUCUUUCCUUUUUUCUUUUUCGUAGCAGCAGGGGGAAAAAAAAGAGACAACCCAAAGCAACAAAAAGCAACACCCCCCUCUUUUAUUUUCAAAAGUAGUUAGAAAAAAAAUAACAAAACAACAGCCAACCAAGUCAAUCCCAACCCUCCCCCUUAAGGGCUGAAAGUUCUCGCCUUCUUGAGAGCCGGGCAUGGCAUCGAACAGCAUCUUCGACUCCUUCCCGACCUACUCGCCGACCUUCAUCCGCGACCCGAGCACCAGCCGCCGCUUCACACCUCCCUCCACGGCCUUCCCCUGCGGCGGCGGCGGCGGCGGCAAGAUGGGCGAGAACAGCGGCGCGCUGAGCGCGCAAGCGGCCGUGGGGCCCGGCGGGCGCGCACGUCCCGAGGUGCGCUCGAUGGUGGACGUGCUGGCGGACCACCCGGGCGAGCUCGUGCGCACGGACAGCCCCAACUUCCUCUGCUCCGUGCUGCCCUCGCACUGGCGCUGCAACAAGACGCUGCCCGUCGCCUUCAAGGUGGUGGCAAUGGGGGAUGUGCCGGAUGGCACGGUGGUGACCGUGAUGGCAGGCAAUGAUGAGAACUACUCUGCGGAGCUACGCAACGCCUCAGCCGUCAUGAAGAACCAGGUGGCCAGGUUCAACGACCUUCGCUUCGUGGGACGCAGUGGGCGAGGGCACCGGCAGAAACUGGAGGACCAGACCAAGGCAUUUCCUGACCGCUUUGGGGACCUGGAACGGCUGCGCAUGCGGGUGACACCGAGCACACCCAGCCCCCGAGGCUCACUCAGCACCACAAGCCACUUCAGCAGCCAGCCCCAGACCCCCAUCCAAGGCACCUCGGAACUGAACCCAUUCUCCGACCCCCGCCAGUUUGACCGCUCCUUCCCGACGCUGCCAGCCCUCACGGAGAGCCGCUUCCCGGACCCCAGGAUGCAUUACCCUGGGGCCAUGCCGGCUGCCUUUCCCUACAGCGCCACGCCCUCAGGCACAAGCAUCAGCAGCCUCAGUGUGGCAGGCAUGCCGGCCACCAGCCGCUUCCACCACACCUACCUCCCACCACCCUACCCGGGGGCCCCGCAAAACCAGAGCGGGCCCUUCCAGGCCAACCCAUCCCCCUACCACCUCUACUACGGCACGUCCUCUGGCUCCUACCAGUUCUCCAUGGUGGCUGGCAGCAGCAGCGGGGGUGACCGCUCGCCCACUCGCAUGCUGGCCUCCUGCACCAGCAGCGCUGCCUCUGUUGCCACCAGCAACCUGAUGAACCCCAGCCUGGGCGGCCAGAGUGACAGCGUGGAGGCCGACGGCAGCCACAGCAACUCGCCCACGGCCCUGAGCACACCGGGCCGCAUGGAUGAGGCCGUGUGGCGGCCCUACUGACCGCCCCAGUGGACUCCUCCCAAGGGAGGUGGGGACCCUAACAACCUUCCGGCCAGCUCUGAGGCUCCGGGCAGGAAUGGGACUUGUGCUUUAGCGUGGUCUCAGUCCCAGGGCGGUUCCAGCUGAUGGGUGUCUCUGACUGCAUCUGUCCAGCACAUCCUUGUACAGAGGUGUGGGGAACAGCCCCACCUGGGACACGGCCCCCAGCCCAGAUCCCGGCGGUCUCAUCAGCCAUCUGCCACCUCCCCAGAAGGACCUCACUGUCUCCAGCUAUGCCCAGUGUUGCAUGGGGCCCAUGUCUCCUGGGACAGAGGCUGUCUCUCUUCCAAAGAGAGGUGGCAUUGGCCCACAGCAUAAGCCUCAGGCCACAGGAAACCUCCCCACCCCUGCAUCCCCUGGGUCCAGCUCCCUCUGCAUUUACACAGAUGGAGUCAGAACUGGAAAGUGACCCCCACCCCUGCCACCUUUGAGAGGGGUUCCCCUCAUUGUACAGAUGGGGCAGGACCCUGCACAUUGCUGGCAGAGAUGGGAUGAGAACACAUCCAAGCCAGUCCCCCCAGCCCGGCUUCCCCUCCGUCCCUAACAGUUGGCUUUUCCCCAGCUGCAUGGUCCCAGGCACCAGAGGAGAUGAGGCUAUGGCAUCAGCUCCCUAAACCCAGGAAGGCUCCUGCAGACUGGCUCCUCCAUGCACUUUACCAGCCCAAGGCAUCCACCCUCUGUUCUCUUGGUUGGGGGUGGGGGGGUCCCCUUUCCCCUAGGCAGUCUCAUAAUUUCCAUUUGUGGAGAGAAUAGGGGGGCCCGAUAGGUCCUAGCAGAAGGCGUUGAGGUGAGGGAUCAUUUGGGGUCAGACAUCAGUGUCCCUGUCCCACCCAGGUCCAGCCAAGCUGUGCCCCGUCCCUCAAGCCUCCCUGGAGGACCUGGCCAAAUCUUGCAACUCCUGACACAUACCUGUCUGUCGUUAGCCUGUUUUGUGCUCUGAAAGUGAAUGGUCCUGAACAACAACAAAAAACAGUUUUUAAAACUGAUUUUAGAAAAAGAAGCUUAAUCUAACAUUUUCAAACACAAGGUCUCUUAGAAGCAUAGCUCCGUGUUGAUGAGCAGCAUCCCUAGCCUCUCCCCCCUCACCAACCCCAGCUGCCUCCUAAGGGUGUGGGGUGAUUAGGGUCUCAGUACUUCCUCAAGGGGCUACAGUCCCCGCCAGGCAGCAUCCCAGUAGCCUGCACCACAGGCGCCGCUGGGAGGACAAGGGAAACGCUGGUGAGAUGCUGUCCUCUGUGGCUCUGGGACAUCUGUCCAGGAGGCUGUGCGGGUAUUCUGAUUGGGGUGGGUGGGAUGGGAGAGGAGGGGAGCACUGGCUUUGCGUGGCAGAAGAGAAGCACUGUAAGGGCAUGCCAGCCGCAUCUCAGCCCCACUGCAUUCCGAGGUGAAGUCUUGCCCCUGAGUUUUGCAAAAUGGAAAUGUGGGCCCUUACCCAAGGGCCAGGCGUGGAUUCUCAUCUCAGAGUUCUCUGGCCCUAGAAAGGCUUAAAAAACAUGUUAAAGGACAGGAAACUCAUAAAGGCUAGCAGCACGUGGUUUCUGUAACUUUCUGCCUCAUCCUCUGUGAAUGCAGAAAUCUGCCCUACAAAAGGGUCCUCAGUGUUGCCUCUGUGAGAGCACUGCCCCCACCCAAACUGUCGCAACAGCCAGAACCAUACACCAGAGACACACUGGCAGGCUAGGCAGUCCUUUUGGUGAUCCUAUUCCAGUCGCUCCUACUGCAGUUUCUCUUGGCCUGUCCCCACUGGAAAAACAGUCUCCAUCUCUUCAAAACAGCUGCUGACUCCCUGCACCGAAGGUGCCUCUCCACCCCUACUUAGGAAGCAGCUACAAGUCAAUUGUCCUUGUACUUUCUUCCCUCCUGAUCUUUGGUUGUAGCUGGGUUCUGGGUCAGUGUAGGAGACACUUUUGGUUCCCAGUGCCCAGCACUUUGUAGUCUCAUCCCAGAUUACUGCCCCUUCCUGAUCCUCAAGCCUUGGAGAAGCAGGGAUGGGAAAUAAAUUGCUCUUCCUACCCCAUCCCCCAUCCCCUGAUAAAAAGUGAUGGCAGCCAUACUGAGUCUGUUUGUAAGGUCCAAAGUGGGUACAGACAGCCCGGGCUGGUAAAAGUAGGUCCUUAUUUACAAGGCUGCUUUAAAGUUGUACUUCGCAAACACUGAUACAGGAAGCAGGAAGAAAGGAAGAUGUUUUGAUACAAUGUAACUGUGAGCCUGUCAGUAGUGGGUACCAAUCUUUUUAUGACAUAUUGUCAUGCUGACGUGUGACACUUGCUGCACUCAUAUCCGAUGCAAAACCAUCCCAGAGCUGGCGAGAGGAUGGAGCAGGGUGGAAACUGCUUUGCACUAUCAUUUGCUUGGUGUUUGUUUUUGAUGCACAACUUGCUUGUAUAGUAAACUGUCUUCUGUACUAUUUAACUGUAAAAUGGAAUUUGGACUGAUUUGUUACAAUAAUAUAAGUCCGAGAUGUGU
Callithrix jacchus (white-tufted-ear marmoset) is the source of this 4099-nucleotide messenger RNA. RefSeq names its product RUNX family transcription factor 3 (gene RUNX3). Gene Ontology annotation, molecular function: ATP binding; DNA-binding transcription factor activity, RNA polymerase II-specific; RNA polymerase II cis-regulatory region sequence-specific DNA binding. Gene Ontology annotation, biological process: chondrocyte differentiation; ossification; hemopoiesis. Gene Ontology annotation, cellular component: nucleus. The record is from RefSeq and is a predicted model, not a curated record. Lineage: Eukaryota; Metazoa; Chordata; Mammalia; Primates; Cebidae.